Molecule: messenger RNA, 1173 nt
Organism: Clonostachys rhizophaga
Lineage: Eukaryota; Fungi; Ascomycota; Sordariomycetes; Hypocreales; Bionectriaceae
Source: the annotation of a GenBank genome assembly
AUGUCCAGAAGUCUUGCUAUGAAGAUCUUUGACCGUUUCGAUAUCAACGCUGCCUUCGUUCUCGAUCUUGUAGGACGUCCUAAUUAUUGGUCUGCCUUCUCGCAGGUCAAGUCUGAUCGGGAAGAAAAGAAGGAUGUCUAUGAGUUCUUCUGCCAACAUCCCCGGUGGCAUCAGAAGGGACGGUAUGACAAGAUGAAAGCCGGGGCUACCCAGGGUAAUAAAGCGCCGUGUUCAAUUUAUAUGAACUAUUCGGUCGCGAAAAAUCAGACAAUUUACUUGGUUUCGGCACCUGACGAUGGGAUCUGGUUCUCAUUCUUAGAGGGCAUCAACGUCAGCAAUAGUGUCAUCGACGGCUCUUUAUUAUCACCGAAUGAGCUUGCCUCAAGCCCUUUUCUGGUCCACGCGCUGAUUUCCAACAUCGCCUUCGAGCAAGCCACUGAAUAUGCCGCUUCAGUGCGCAAUAAGUUGAUGACUCAGCUUAAAAAAGUCAACGAUUAUGCUGAUAACCAAGCCGAGGGUAGCCCAACCAAACCAGGAGAUCAGGAUGCACGAACACAGCUGCAGCGAAUUACCAUUGAGCUGCAUCAAGUAUCACAAAUGCUGAACACAGGACUGGCAAGCGCCCAAUCGUCAAUGAGAUUGAGCGAGAAGUUACUGCAGGCGCAUACGCUGUUCUGUCAACGAACGCAACAAGGCAGCCCAGGUACAAGUGUCAGCAGGACGCAGAGCGCCUUCCAGUACGUCAAGGAUGCUUUCGAGUAUCACAACAAUUGGCUCAAGUCAUAUAAAACGAGAAAGGAGACCGCAAUGAACUUUGUGUUCAACAUGGUUACGCAGCAAGAUAGCUCUACCAACCUAACCAUGUCGUAUCGAAUGUCCGAGGACAGCUCAUCAAUGCAUUCAAUCACGAUAUUAACAAUGAUUUUCCUCCCGGGCACUUUCACAGCCACGCUUUUUUCAACGGUUGCCUUUCGAGCAAGCGAUGCUGGCGAUGCGGAGGUCACUGCAUGGCUGCUCCCAUUUUGCUGUGUGACGGGUAUACUCACUCUCGUCGUUCUCGCUAUUUGGUAUUUUCGAAACAGCUUUGGAUCUUGGAGAUUUCCCAUGUUUGAAUGGUUCAGUAGACGACAAAGGGCUGUGGCGACUCGCUAUCAGAGCGGUAUGAUGGUCUGA